This is a messenger RNA of Nylanderia fulva, 1141 nucleotides long. Lineage: Eukaryota; Metazoa; Arthropoda; Insecta; Hymenoptera; Formicidae. The record is from RefSeq and is a predicted model, not a curated record.
UUGAAUUCAAUACAUCUACUAAUGAUAUUAUUUUAACAUCAGAUAGUGAAAACAAAGAUUAUUUUAAAAAUAAUGAGAUCGGGCAAAAAAUUAUUGAUAUACAUACUUUAAAGAGAUAUAAUAAACAAUCAAUACAUUCUAGUACUACAGAUACACAAAGGAAAAAAGAAAAUGCAUCAGGAUGAUCGUUACUCAAUGCGAAGAGUUAUUGCAAUUGUACCUAGAAUAACCCGGCAAUAUGUUCGUAAGCUAAUUGAGACAGAACAGCGAUUAAUAAUAUGUUUAAGGGUUCGUAAUCGCGGAUCACUCGCUUGUUAACUUUUCGGGUCUCUCGGACGACUGACUGGUCGGAGCGCUUAGGCAUUUCACCCAAAAACGGGGCAAGCGUGCCUCGCAGGGAAGAUCACGACGUGCUCACGCUUGAGAGUCGUAUAGUAUCACGCGCCUAUCAUGCCGAAUAACAGUUCGGACGGACUCCGAACAGAGAUUAUUCAUUUAGACGGAGUGCAGGCUCGUACUCCUAAAAUUUCACGAUAUAAUAACGGCAAUGUGCCCUACGAGCUACAGAUCCAGAGUAAUACAACAAUCUUCAAUUUUGGGAAAUAUAAUAUGGAACGAACCAAUUUAAUCGAACCGGAGCUUGUGGAGUUUUGUGAUGUAAUGAAUACAUCAUCAAGAGUCGCAUUAGAGGACUAUAUAAAGUCCAAUUUUGGGCCAAUUUAUAAAACUAAUUUGAAUAAGAAAAUUGGAUGUGGAUCCAUCACUGAUGGGUACUUUAAAUUAGAAUUGAUCCACCGUACUUUUCAGUACAAAGUCUAAACAUUAAGAAAUUAGAAGACCGAAUGUCUUUGACUACUAUAAUAAAUGUUAAUCGCACGUUAAAGAAAAAGAAAUUUGAAGAAAAUUCAUCACAACAGGUAAAAAUUAUAUCAUCAUUAAAAGUAAUAAGUGUAAUCGGUGUGUGUGUACAAGGUGAGUCAAAAGUAUGUUUAAAAAAUUUGUGUAUUCUUGCAUAAAAAGGAACAAGCUCACAAAUUUUGAAAACAAUAUUUUUGAUUCACCUUAUAUCUGCGUAGAGAGAAACAGAGAGUGCAAACUUCUCCAUUUGUUUACAUAAACAGCUUCAGUAAGCAACCACUGC